Molecule: messenger RNA, 3297 nt
Organism: Pelodiscus sinensis (Chinese soft-shelled turtle)
Lineage: Eukaryota; Metazoa; Chordata; Testudines; Trionychidae
Gene: TRAF6
Product: TNF receptor associated factor 6
Biological process (GO): lipopolysaccharide-mediated signaling pathway; innate immune response; regulation of apoptotic process
Cellular component (GO): plasma membrane signaling receptor complex
Molecular function (GO): tumor necrosis factor receptor binding; zinc ion binding; ubiquitin protein ligase activity
Source: RefSeq, a predicted model, not a curated record
GUGACGAGCCGCGGGGAUGAACACUGAGAAGCCGCCCGCUCUGGUUAACUUGGAGAAGAGACGCCGUCGGGUGCCUCGGUCGCAGCCAAGCAUCAGCUGAAUAUUCAGCUCAUUACUAUGAGCUUGCUACACAGUGACAACAGCUAUAGAGCCAAAGAACUAGAGUCUGGCUGCUGUGCAGCCAUGGCUAGUGCAUGCUGUGCUGGAGCUAAAGAAGACAGCAUAAGUGUCUCUGUCAGCAGUGGAACUGGAAACCUUCCAAACUCCUUCACAGAGGAGAUUCAAGGAUAUGAUGUGGACUUUGAUCCCCCCUUGGAAAAUAAAUAUGAAUGUCCCAUCUGUUUGAUGGCUCUACGUGAAGCAGUGCAGACACCAUGUGGACACCGAUUUUGCAAAGCCUGCAUUGUCAAAUCAAUAAGAGAUGCAGGUCACAAAUGUCCAGUAGACAAUGAAAUUCUACUUGAAAACCAGCUAUUCCCUGACAACUUUGCCAAACGGGAAAUCCUUUCACUGAGUGUGAGAUGUCCCAACAAGGGCUGCCUUCAGAAGAUGGAGCUGAGACAUCUAGAGGAACAUGAGCUAAAUUGCGACUUCUCUUGUGUGGAAUGCCUGCAAUGUCAGGGCUCCUUCCAAAAGAACCAGCUGCAAAACCACAUGAUGCUGGAAUGCCCUCGGCGGCAAGUCUCUUGUCCAAAUUGUGCCACAUCUAUGAGUUAUGAAGAUCAAGAGCUUCAUGACCAGAACUGCCCACUUGCAAAUGUGUGCUGUGAAUACUGCAAUACAGUGCUUAUUAGAGAGCAGAUGCCUAAUCAUUAUGAUAAUGACUGCCCGACUGUUCCAGUACCAUGUACAUACAGUGCCUUUGGAUGUCCCGAAAAGAUGCAGAGGAAUGAAUUGGCACAUCAUAUGCAAGAGUUUACUCAGGUUCACAUGAGAAUGAUGGCUCAGAGUCUCCGGAGUCUUAGUAUUACUGCCACAACUCCCAUGACCUUCCUCAGUGGCGUAGCCUUUGAGUCAUCUCUCUUCUCGCAUGUCCCACCUGCCCCAUAUGACUGCAACCCAGAUGUUGAGAACUUCAAGGAAACCAUUCAGCAGUUGGAAGGUCGCCUGGUAAGACAAGAUCACCAAAUCAGAGAGCUCAUUGCUAAGAUGGAGACUCAGAGCGUUCAUGUCACAGACCUCAAACGCACUAUCCAAAAUCUAGAGGAAAAACUCACCGAAAUGGAGGCGCAGCAAUGUAAUGGCAUUUACAUCUGGAGGAUUGAGAACUUCAGCACACAUCUGAAAGCCCAAGAAGAAGAGAAACCUGUUGUGAUCCACAGCCCUGGCUUCUACACUGGGAAACCAGGCUACAAACUGUGUUUGCGCCUGCAUAUCCAGUUACCAAAUUCUCAACGCUGUGCUAACUUUAUAUCCCUCUUUGUCCAUACUAUGCAAGGAAAAUAUGACAGUCAUCUGCCUUGGCCAUUUCAGGGGACCAUACGACUUUCUAUUUUGGAUCAGUCAGAAGGACUUGAAAGACAGAAUCAUGAAGAAGUCAUGGAAACCAAACCUGAGCUUCUGGCCUUCCAGAGACCAACAGCCCACCGCAACCCAAAAGGUUUUGGUUAUGUGACAUUCAUGCACCUGCAAACUUUGAAGCAAAGAACCUAUGUAAAAGAUGACACUCUCCUGGUGCGCUGUGAGAUUGUAACUCGCUUAGACUUGAACAGUGUACGGCGAGAGGGCUUUCAGCCUCGCAGUACUAAUGGGGCUGUAUAGUCUCUUGUGCCCUAACUAAGAGAGCCGUCCCCUGCUGUUCUUGCACAACAGAAUGGAAGGACAAAGACUGAACAGAGGGGUUUCCCAGAGGGAAAAAGCUUCAUAAGAGUGGUUACCUGGGUUGAACAAUGCCGUUUUGCAGGUUAUUACUGUUGAUUACACUGAAAUAGAAUUUACCUCUUUUGAUACACAGGCUUUCUCCUCUUGUGUGUGGGUCAUGUUUUAAAUACUACUUCUUGUUCUUUGCUCACAUAUUAAGCUAACCUAGGGAAGUAUUGGUGUAUCAUAAAAGGUGAAAUUCUUCCAUGAGAAUUUAUUGAAGCACCUCUCUUUCUACACUGUGGGAAAUUGGGUCAAAUUACACUUCUGGAAGCCUGUGCAUUGAAGCUAAAUGCCCCAGGUGUUCUAAAUCUGAAAGUACUAGAAAGCCACCAAAAGGGGCAGAGUUCAGGGGAUGAAGAUGGGGGAAGCAGAUGGAAACGAGGGAUUUUAUAGGGUCAUGUGAGGGUAGUAAAGGGUAAAGCAGUAGGAUUAUCUAGGGCUCAGGCUAGCAGUGCUUAGCAUAGGAGAGCUAAGAGCCAGGGGACAGGCAGGAUGAGAGAGAGAGGGGGGCUGCUCCACAUCACAUCUCCCUACCAAGCAAGACCCAGAAUCCCAAAGAAGUUGCUCCUGUUUGCUCCGGGGUUAUGGCACCUCCAGCUUUCUGGCUCCAAUUUCAGCAGGUGCUCUGAGACCAUCCCCUUUUCUGCCCUUCCUUGAGGGCUAUAGAGCAGUUGUCCUCAAUGAGGGCUUUGUGUAUGCCUGUCUGCUCCUCUGACCUGUGGGAUUUUUUCUGUGCCUGCACACCUGCCUCAGUGCCUCUGUGCUCUUGACUGACCUUUUGUGCUCCUACCCAACUAGACGUCACCCCUGCUCGUCCAGCUGUCUCCCUGUCUGCCCUUCAAUCUCAGCUGGUUUGUCCCUUUGUGUGUUCCUCUCCCUUUUCUGAGCCACAGGCUUGAAGCACCAAGGCCCAAAACACUGCUGCUGCUCACAACCAGGCACAGUAACUUCCUAUACCUGGGAGAAUCGGACCUACCCUGCACCCACUGCCACCCUCACUGUCAAGCAUCUGCUUUAACUAAAAUGGACACAGUCACCAGGAGGCUGCUGGUGCUGCAAAUGCUGGGACAUGCACCAAGUGGCUGCAGUGCACAAGCACUUCCCAUUGUGACCAGCUUCUGCCAGGCAGUGCAAACAUUGAGAGAAGCAGCCAUGUGACGUGGAGGAGGGGCUGACCAGGGCAAGGCUGGUGAGCAGACUGGACCCACCCGUGUUGUAGGGCUGCUCACAGGUUGGACAAUUCAGAGUGUGGGUGAAUACAACAUUGUCACAGCUGAUGCUGAGUGGAAUGGUGUUCCUGUAGGACCACCACUACCCAAGGGGAAGUUAACAACCCUGACAGGAAGUUUUUCCUAAUGUCCAACCUAAACCUCCAUUGCUGCAAUUUAAGCCCAUUGCUUCUUGUUCUAUCCUCAGAGGCCAAGGAGAAUAUUU